Molecule: messenger RNA, 6298 nt
Organism: Carlito syrichta (Philippine tarsier)
Lineage: Eukaryota; Metazoa; Chordata; Mammalia; Primates; Tarsiidae
Gene: CDC42BPB
Product: CDC42 binding protein kinase beta
Exons: 38
Coding region: 1-5055 (1684 amino acids)
Biological process (GO): actomyosin structure organization; peptidyl-threonine phosphorylation
Cellular component (GO): cytoplasm; cytoskeleton; actomyosin
Molecular function (GO): ATP binding; protein serine/threonine kinase activity
Source: RefSeq, a predicted model, not a curated record
AUGCCAUGUGACUUUCCUGGGACUGUGGAUGUCCAGGCCAAACCAUUUACACAGCUGGUGAAAGAAAUGCAGCUUCAUCGAGAAGACUUUGAAAUAAUUAAAGUAAUUGGAAGAGGUGCUUUUGGCGAGGUGGCUGUGGUCAAAAUGAAGAACACGGAGCGGAUUUAUGCAAUGAAGAUCCUCAACAAGUGGGAGAUGCUUAAGAGAGCGGAGACCGCAUGCUUCCGGGAGGAGCGUGACGUGCUGGUGAACGGCGACUGCCAGUGGAUCACUGCGCUGCACUACGCCUUCCAGGACGAGAACUACCUGUACCUAGUCAUGGAUUACUAUGUGGGUGGUGAUCUGCUGACCCUGCUUAGUAAAUUUGAAGACAAGCUUCCAGAAGACAUGGCAAGAUUCUACAUUGGUGAGAUGGUGUUGGCCAUCGACUCCAUCCAUCAGCUGCAUUAUGUCCACAGAGACAUUAAACCUGACAAUGUCCUUUUGGACGUGAAUGGUCAUAUCCGCCUGGCCGACUUUGGAUCAUGUUUGAAGAUGAAUGAUGAUGGAACUGUUCAAUCCUCUGUGGCCGUGGGCACACCUGACUACAUCUCGCCGGAGAUUCUGCAGGCAAUGGAGGACGGCAUGGGCAAAUAUGGGCCUGAGUGCGACUGGUGGUCCCUGGGCGUCUGCAUGUAUGAGAUGCUUUAUGGAGAAACGCCAUUCUAUGCAGAAUCACUAGUGGAGACCUAUGGGAAGAUCAUGAACCAUGAAGAGCGAUUUCAGUUCCCUUCCCAUGUCACGGAUGUGUCUGAAGAAGCGAAAGACCUCAUCCAGAGAUUGAUCUGCAGCAGAGAGCGCCGCCUGGGGCAGAAUGGAAUAGAGGAUUUCAAAAAACAUGCGUUUUUUGAAGGUCUAAACUGGGAAAAUAUACGAAAUCUGGAAGCACCUUAUAUUCCUGACGUGAGCAGUCCUUCUGACACAUCCAACUUCGAUGUGGAUGAUGAUGUGCUGAGAAAUACUGAAAUAUUACCUCCUGGCUCUCACACAGGCUUUUCUGGAUUGCACUUGCCAUUCAUUGGUUUUACAUUCACAACGGAAAGCUGUUUUUCUGACCGAGGCUCUCUGAAGAGCAUCAUGCAGUCCAACACAUUAACCAAAGAUGAGGACGUGCAGCGGGACUUGGAGAACAGCCUGCAGAUCGAGGCUUACGAGCGGAGGAUCCGGAGACUGGAGCAGGAGAAGCUGGAGCUCAGCAGGAAGCUGCAAGAGUCUACCCAGACUGUGCAGUCCCUUCACGGCUCCUCUCGGACUCUGGGCAAUGCAAACCGGGAUAAGGAAAUAAAAAGGUUGAAUGAAGAAAUUGAACGCCUGAAGAAUAAAAUUGCAGAUUCAAACAGGCUCGAGCGACAACUUGAGGACACAGUGGCCCUUCGCCAAGAGCGUGAGGAUUCCACACAGCGGCUGAGGGGGCUGGAGAAGCAGUACCGCGUGAUGCGGCAGGAGAAGGAGGACCUCCACAAGCAAUUAGUUGAAGCUUCAGAGCGACUGAAAUCCCAGGCCAAAGAACUCAAAGAUGCCCACCAGCAGCGAAAGCUGGCCCUGCAGGAGUUCUCGGAGCUCAAUGAGCGCAUGGCUGAGCUCCGCUCCCAGAAGCAGAAGGUGUCCCGGCAGCUCCGGGACAAGGAGGAGGAGAUGGAAGUGGCCAUGCAGAAAAUUGACUCCAUGAGGCAGGAAAUCCGCAAAUCUGAGAAGUCCAGGAAAGAGCUGGAAGCUCAGCUAGAGGAUGCCGUUGCUGAGGGUUCAAAGGAGCGCAAGCUUCGUGAGCACAGCGAGAACUUCUCCAAGCAAAUAGAAAGUGAGCUUGAGGCCCUCAAGAUGAAGCAAGGAGGCCGGGGACCAGCUGCCACCUUAGAGCAUCAGCAGGAGAUUUCAAAGAUAAAAUCUGAGCUUGAGAAGAAAGUCUUAUUUUAUGAAGAGGAGUUGGUCAGACGUGAGGCCUCCCACGUGCUGGAAGUGAAAAAUGUGAAGAAGGAGGUGCAUGAUUCAGAGAGCCACCAGCUGGCCCUGCAGAAGGAGAUCCUGAUGCUGAAAGACAAGUUGGAAAAGGCAAAACGGGAACGGCAUAAUGAGAUGGAGGAGGCAGUAGGGACAAUAAAAGACAAAUAUGAGCGGGAAAGAGCAAUGCUGUUUGAUGAAAACAAGAAGCUAACUGCUGAAAAUGAAAAGCUUUGUUCCUUUGUGGAUAAACUCACAGCUCAAAACAGGCAGCUGGAGGAUGAACUGCAGGAUCUGGCAGCCAAAAAGGAGUCGGUUGCCCACUGGGAAGCUCAGAUCGCGGAAAUCAUUCAGUGGGUCAGCGACGAGAAGGAUGCCCGGGGUUACCUUCAGGCUCUUGCCUCGAAGAUGACUGAAGAGCUCGAGGCACUAAGGAGUUCGAGUCUGGGAUCAAGAGCGCUGGAUCCACUGUGGAAAGUUCGCCGCAGCCAGAAGCUGGACAUGUCUGCACGGCUGGAGCUGCAGUCUGCUCUUGAGGCGGAGAUUCGGGCCAAGCAGCUUGUUCAGGAAGAGCUGAGGAAAGUCAAGGACACAAACCUCACCUUUGAAAGUAAACUAAAGGAUUCUGAAGCCAAAAACAGAGAAUUAUUAGAAGAAAUGGAGAUUUUGAAGAAAAAGAUGGAAGAAAAAUUUAGAGCAGAUACUGGGCUCAAACUUCCAGAUUUUCAGGAUUCUAUUUUUGAAUAUUUCAAUACUGCACCUCUUGCGCAUGAUCUGACAUUUAGAGAUUCUCUCUCCUCCUCACCUGCAUCUUCUCUGCUAGCCUUUUGGGAGGAAGGCAGCUCAGCUAGUGAGCAAGAAACACAGCCUGUAAAGCCAGAAGUGUCCCCGUCGAUGCCUGUGGCCGCAAACUCAGAACAGCAGGAAGACAUGGCCCGGCCCCCGCAGAGGCCGCCCGCUGUGCCGUUGCCUACCACGCAGGCCCUCACUCUGGCUGGACCGAAGCCAAAAGCUCACCAGUUCAGCAUCAAGUCCUUCUCUAGCCCCACCCAGUGCAGCCACUGCACCUCGCUGAUGGUUGGGCUUAUCCGACAGGGCUACGCCUGCGAGGUGUGUUCGUUUGCUUGCCAUGUGUCCUGCAAAGACAGUGCUCCCCAGGUAUGCCCCAUACCUCCUGAACAGUCCAAGAGGCCUCUUGGCGUGGAUGUGCAACGCGGCAUCGGGACAGCCUACAAAGGCUAUGUCAAGGUCCCCAAGCCCACUGGGGUGAAGAAGGGCUGGCAGCGGGCGUACGCAGUCGUCUGUGACUGUAAGCUCUUUCUGUAUGAUCUGCCUGAAGGAAAGUCCACCCAGCCUGGCGUCGUCGCGAGCCAAGUCUUGGACCUCAGAGAUGAAGAAUUUUCUGUGAGCUCAGUUCUGGCCUCAGACGUCAUUCAUGCUACACGCCGAGACAUUCCAUGUAUCUUCAGGGUGACGGCCUCUCUCUUAGGUGCACCUUCUAAGACCAACUCACUGCUCAUUCUGACAGAAAAUGAGAACGAAAAGAGGAAGUGGGUUGGGAUUCUAGAAGGACUCCAGUCUAUCCUCCAUAAAAACCGACUGAAGAACCAGGUCGUACACAUUCCGCAGGAAGCCUACGACAGUGCACUGCCUCUCAUCAAGGCCGUCCUGACGGCUGCCAUCGUGGAUGGAGACAGGAUUGCAAUCGGCCUGGAAGAGGGACUCUACGUCAUAGAGAUCAACCGAGAUGUAAUCGUCCGUGCUGCUGACUGCAAGAAGGUGCACCAGAUUGAGCUUGCCCCCAAGGAGAAGAUCAUAGUCCUCCUCUGUGGCCGGAACCACCAUGUCCAUCUCUACCCAUGGUCGACCUUUGACGGGGCGGAAGGCAACUUUGAUAUCAAGCUUCCGGAAACAAAAGGCUGCCAGCUCAUAGCGACCGCGACGCUGAAGAAGAGCUCCUGCACCUGCCUGUUUGUGGCCGUGAAACGGCUGAUCCUUUGCUAUGAGAUCCAGAGAACUAAGCCUUUCCAUAGAAAGUUCAAUGAGAUUGUGGCUCCGGGCUGUGUGCAGUGGAUGGCGGUGUUCAAGGACAGGCUCUGUGUGGGCUACCCUUCCGGGUUCUCACUGUUGAGCACCCAGGGAGACGGGCAGUCUCUGAACCUGGUAAAUCCCAAUGACCCCUCGCUUACGUUCCUCUCACAGCAGUCUUUUGAUGCCCUUUGUGCUGUGGAGCUCAAAAGUGAGGAGUACCUGCUUUGCUUCAGCCACAUGGGACUGUACGUGGACCCGCAAGGCCGGAGGUCACGCACGCAGGAGCUCAUGUGGCCUGCGGCUCCUGUCGCCUGUAGUUGCAGCCCCUCCCACGUCACAGUCUACAGCGAGUACGGCGUGGACGUCUUCGAUGUGCGCACCAUGGAGUGGGUGCAGACCAUCGGCCUGCGGAGGAUAAGGCCACUGAACUCUGAUGGCACCCUCAAUCUCCUCAACUGCGAACCUCCACGCCUGAUCUACUUCAAGAGCAAGUUCUCGGGAGCAGUCCUCAAUGUGCCGGACACCUCCGACAACAGCAAGAAGCAGAUGCUUCGCACCCGAAGCAAAAGGCGUUUUGUCUUCAAGGUUCCAGAGGAGGAGCGACUGCAGCAGCGGCGAGAGAUGCUUAGAGACCCAGAACUGAGAUCCAAAAUGAUAUCCAACCCCACCAACUUCAACCACGUGGCUCACAUGGGCCCAGGCGACGGGAUGCAGGUGCUCAUGGACCUGCCUCUGAGUGCUGUGCCUCCCCCCCAGGAAGAAAGACCCGGCCCCCCUCCUGCCAGCCUGGCCCGGCAGCCUCCGUCCAGGAACAAGCCCUACAUCUCAUGGCCCUCGUCAGUAGGUGGAUCGGAGCCUGGGGUGACCGUGCCUCUGAGAAGUAUGUCCGACCCUGACCAGGACUUUGACAAAGAGCCCGACUCGGACUCCACCAAACACUCGACUCCAUCGAACAGCUCCAAUCCCAGCGGCCCGCCAAGCCCCAACUCCCCCCACAGGAGCCAGCUCCCCCUUGAAGGCCUGGAGCAGCCGGCCUGUGACGCCUGAAGCCACCUGCCAGCCAGCACGGGGCCAGGGAGCUGGGACGGCGCCACCACCAGCGCCAAGACUGAGCUGACCCUCCAGUGUUGUCCGAGGAAAUGGAGAAUCCAUUUGUAGAUAUGGAGAUGAAGAAGAAUCUUUAUUAUAAUAAUGACCAGUUUCCCGCCGUGUUGUUCGCGGUGGCAGACCGUACCCACGUGUGUGCGCAGCUGUGAGGCGGCCGUUCCGUUUGCACAUGAAGGACCCCACGCAGCUGCUCGCCCACCCCCGCAGGCCAGAACGGGGCGCAGGGCCUAUCCACGUGCCGCCCCGGCGGGAGGCCACUGCUCGGGCUGUGGGGGCAGGCAGCUGGGGAACCCGCCUCCAGGACGAGUCUUUCCGUCUCACAGGACCUCAGAAGAACCGUGGGAAGUCGUUACCAGUCCCAGAGUCACUAGAAUUUCGAAGACAGGAGAGUGGAGACUCGUUUGUGGCCUUUUUAUGCAGUUUAGCCCUUGCAUAGUCCACUGCAGAAGUUCUUCUGCUGACCACCUAGUUGUGGACAGAGGCAGGACCAGUGAUGCCCUGCGCGUGCUAGCUCGUCCUGGGUUACGGCUACGAAGUGUCACCAGUCUCCGACUGUGAAGUCAGCUGUACUCUCUGUUCUCCACUCCCUCCGUGGCUGCCUCUGCCCUGGAGUCUGCGAGUGUCCUGGGCAGGCCACCCGUGCCUGCUGGGCUGAGAGGCGGCCAGUGCCCAGGAGCCUCGCGGCAGGCUCUGGGACGCCCCUCCCACCCCGCCUGGCCCUGCCCUGCAUGGACCCCAUGGUUAGUGCCCGUAUGGAUCCUGUAGAGCCACCCGACACGCCUGCACAUCGGCCCCCAUGGCGUGGGGAUGCCCCGCGCGUUUCACCUCACCCCUCCCUGUGUCAGAUGUUGAUGAUCAGGUCUGUGGCCCUAUCUCAUGAAAGGCUUGUGAUUCUCUGUGGCAGCAGACAGAGCUUGUCCCGGCUCAGGACGCCUCCCUGCCUUCCACCGACAGACACUUGGCAACGCUGUUCAGGACGCACUUACCUGAGUCGGCACUGAGUGGCCUGGCACCGCCCGCCCCUCCCACCCUCCCGGGCCUUCUGUGGGGCAGCGCCUGCCAGGGGUUCUGGUUUUUACUUUUUUAAUGUAAGUCUGAGUCUUUGUAAUUAUUGAAUCGUGAGAACAUUUUUGAACAGUUUACCUGUCAAUAAAGCAGAAGAUCAGCAGUUUUAAAGCUCCCA